Molecule: messenger RNA, 1406 nt
Organism: Papaver somniferum (opium poppy)
Lineage: Eukaryota; Viridiplantae; Streptophyta; Magnoliopsida; Ranunculales; Papaveraceae
Exons: 2
Coding region: 81-1157 (358 amino acids)
Source: RefSeq, a predicted model, not a curated record
CAAAACCCUAAACCCAACUUUGCAACAUGGUAAUCUAGAGCUAGGUUAGGUUAAAUUUUUUUUCUCUACAACAAAUCAUCAUGGUUGUUGACGAUCAAAUCCCACCUUCAUCAGCUUCUCCCAGCAAUCCUCCACCUAAUAAGGAUUCCGGUUUAUCCCCAUCUAGCCAUUAUUAUGUGCAUUCCGCUGAUAACCCCACUACAGUGAUCUUUACUUCUCUCUUAACCAGUGAUAAUUAUUGCAUCUGGGAAAGAGGUAUCAGGAAAUCUUUCAGUGCAAAAGCCAAACUUGGCUACAUCGAUGUAUCAGUUAAGAAACCAACUAAUUCAGAUGAUAUUCCCCAUUGGAUUCGUGCUGAUGAUCUAGUUGGUAUCUGGGUUGCUAACUCAGUCGAUCCAGUAAUCAGAAAUAGUGUCAUGUCUUUUCCAUCUGCCAGAGAGCAAUGGUUAGAAAUCAAGAACCGUUUUUUCCAUACCAAUGCUCUAAAACUUUAUGCCUUGAAACAAUCUAUUUCAACCCUCAAACAAGACAACCUGAAUGUUGCUAUGUAUUUUACCAAUCUCAAGACCCUAUGGGAUCAGAUGGAUUCUUUUCGGCCACCAGUAGCAUGCAUCUGUGCAGCGGGCAAAAGCUUUUUGGAACAUCACAAUCAAGAUCGAUCAAUGGAGUUUCUUCAGGGGCUUCAUGAUAGAUUUUCAUCACUGCGCAGUCAAUGUAUGCUCAUGGAACCGAUGCCAUCUGCUGCUAAGCUCUACAAUCUGGUGCGCCAGGAUGAAGAGCAGCAAGGUAUAAAUUCAUCCUCUCUUACUCAGGUUGAUUCUGCUACAUUGAAUGUUUCUCGCAGCGAUCCACAAAGGUCACAACAGCGCUCCUUAUCCAAUCCUGGCAAUGGAAACAAUAACAACAAGCGUCCUCGUCCAUUCUGUGAUCAUUGUACUAAACAUGGCCAUACACGCCAAACAUGCUGGAAGAUGAAUGGUUAUCCCAGUAACCCACCAAAGCUGAGAGAUCAAGCAUCCUAUCCAUACGCUGUUGCUGUUGCUCCAACGUCUACUGCUGUUGAACCUAUACAAGCUGCUCCAACCAUCUCAGUUGCACAAUAUGCUAGGCUUAUGUCACUUCUUGAACCUGACACUACAGGAAACAACAUAACAUAAUUUGCUAACUUCACAUGACCUUCACACGAGAAUGGAGAUUGGAUGGAGUAGGCGAAUCGUUGGCGUCUACCAUUACACUUUUCAACCAUCUGUUUCUUCUCUAGCUGCUGCAAAUAAGCCCUUCGACAAAUGGCACUAUCGUUUAGGCCAUCCCCAUGCGGAUUGUUUUGAUUUUUUUAUCUCGCAACUUUGCUUAUAUUCAUUCUUCGUUUAAACACUUGUGUGAUGUAUGCCCCAGGGUAAAACAAU